Molecule: messenger RNA, 1522 nt
Organism: Vitis vinifera (wine grape)
Lineage: Eukaryota; Viridiplantae; Streptophyta; Magnoliopsida; Vitales; Vitaceae
Product: probable carboxylesterase 6
Exons: 1
Coding region: 158-1165 (335 amino acids)
Molecular function (GO): hydrolase activity
Source: RefSeq, a predicted model, not a curated record
AAAAAUAUUAUUCAUUUUGCAUUUUUGUUUGUGUGGUAGCUAUUAAUUUUGAGCCCUUUGAAGGGUAAACACUACAAAAGGUUGGAUGAAGUCGCUAGGGGGCUAUGCAACAGCCUCCUUUCUGGACUGAAAUAGAAAAGAAGGAACGACUCUAGCCAUGGUCUCUGAUAAGAAGCUUGUUCAAGAGGUAACCGGAUGGCUAAAGGUGUUUGAUGAUGGCUCUGUGGAUCGAACAUGGACUGGUCCGCCUGAGGCUAGGUUCAUGACCGAGCCUGUACCCCCACACCAUGAGUUCAAGAACGGAGUUGCCACUUCUGAUGUGAUCAUCGACCCUACUUCCGGCCUUACUGUCCGAAUUUAUCUACCGGAGAAGAAACCGGGAGAUGAGGAUAAGCUUCCCGUCCUCCUCCAUUUCCAUGGAGGUGGCUUUUGCGUAAGCCAAGCUGAUUGGUACAUCUACUACCACACUCACACCGUGCUUGCAAUCAGGGCCAGAGUCAUUUGCGUCUCUGUCUACCUCCGGCGAGCUCCGGAAAACCGGCUUCCGGCUGCUUGUGAAGAUGGUUACUCUGCUCUCCUUUGGCUUCAAUGCGUGGCAAAAGGCCAAUCGGAGCAGCCAUGGCUGCACUCUCAUGCAGAUUUCACACGUGUUUUCCUCAUUGGAGAUAGCUCAGGAGGAAACCUAGUUCACCAGGUGGCUGCAGUCGGGGGGAAGAUGCAACUGGGCCCCCUGAGACUGGCCGGAGGAGUUAUGAUCCACCCGGGCUUCGUCCGGUCCGAGAGGAGCAAGUCGGAACUACAACAAGAGGACUCUCCCUUCCUAACCCUAGAGAUGGCGGACAAGUUCUUGAAGUUGGCACUUCCGGUUGGAAGCAACAAAGAACACCCAAUUACAUGCCCAAUGGGGGCGGCAGCGCCACCGAUCAGCGAUCUGAAACUUCCACCGCUGCUGCUUUGCGUGGCGGAGAAGGACCAGCUCAUGGACACAGAGAUGGAGUACUACGAGGCCAUGAAGAAAGGUGGCAAGGACGUUGAGCUGCUGAUUAACAUGGGAGUGGGUCACAGCUUCUAUCUUGACAAGAUCGCCUUGCUCACUGACCCCCACACAGCUGCCCAAGCUGAUCAUCUCAUUGCCGGGAUCACAGAUUUCAUAAAAAACCACUGAAUCCUAAUUGCUUCUUCUCCCAAGAAGCAAUUUAAUUACAUAAACCAAAAUAAGAUUAAGUUAAUGCUGCAUUAGUGUUAUAAGUUAGUCAUAAAAGGCAUAUCGUGCUGUUCAGGCUAGCCAUCCAAACAGAUCGCAAUAUAGAGAUUCAACUGAGAAAGAAAUGGUCUUUGCUGUUAAUUAAGUAGCGUCUCUAUGAUGUUUUCAACGCCUGUGAUACUUGGUCACCGUCAUCACAGUGUGUAGCAGGCAUAUUUAGAGACAUGAUCUGUUUCCUUACUUCAAAUUGUUUUCAUCUUCGUACUUGGUGUAACUGUGACUUUUGAAAAGGAUAUGUCUAGUGUUAAGUUGUUUUCA